This is a messenger RNA of Coccinella septempunctata (seven-spotted ladybird), 1901 nucleotides long. Its product is annotated as cysteine and histidine-rich protein 1 homolog. Gene Ontology annotation, cellular component: nucleus. The coding region runs from base 152 to 1210 and encodes 352 amino acids. The transcript has 6 exons. The record is from RefSeq and is a predicted model, not a curated record. Gene Ontology annotation, molecular function: zinc ion binding. Lineage: Eukaryota; Metazoa; Arthropoda; Insecta; Coleoptera; Coccinellidae.
UCAUUCCGUUUUCCAUCAAGAUUUCAAGGAGGGAAGUGUUUUCUGCGACGACAGCUCAUGUCAGCUGUUAUCUGGUUUUAGUCCGCAGAAGUGAGAGAACAGUAAAUUCGGUCAGCUGUUUUGUGUUUUGAUUCUUAAACGCGCAGUAAAUAUGUCGGAAUCGGGCGAGCCAGCUACUUCUAGCAGUGAAACGACAUCUUCUAUUGAAGCUGUCGUUGAUAAAUCUGAUGGAUUUGCUGAGCCCGAUUGCAAAAGACGAAAGGUGGCUCACAAAAAUGAUGAAAAAAAAUUCGAAUUGGAAGAUAGGCUCGGAGGAAUCUUGUGUUGUGCUGUCUGCUUAGAUCUUCCAAAGACGGCUGUUUACCAGUGCACCAAUGGCCACUUGAUGUGCGCCGGUUGCUUCACCCAUGUGCUGGCCGAUGCCCGUCUCAGAGAUGAGCUGGCCACUUGUCCCAGCUGCAGGGUGGAGAUCAGCAAGACCUCCGCAACCAGAAAUCUGGCGGUGGAGAACGCUAUAUCAGAACUGCCCUCCGAAUGCCAAUUUUGCAACAGGCGAUUCCCUAGAAACUCUCUAGAGAGGCACGAGGAGCAAGAGUGUGAUGAAAGAAUUUCAGGUUGUAAAUACAGUAGGAUCGGAUGUCCUUGGAGGGGUCCAUUGCACGAGAGGUCUGAACAUGAGAAUGAAUGUGCUCAUCCUCACCGUUCGGGGGCUGAUGUUAUGGAAUCCUUGAAAACGAUCGAUCAAGAAAUAGCCGACGAAAGGAAAAUUUAUGACGGCAUAUUCGAGUUGCUUGGUUUCGAGAAGAUUUUAUUCAACGAUAUACAACUGAAACCCUAUCGUACGGAAGAAUUCGUACAUCGUUUGUUCUACGAGUCCUCCCGCUUUUCUGCCUUCAAUAAUCAGUGGGUGGUGAAAGCCAGAAUCAACAACAGCCAGAAAGACCCCACUCAAAGCUCAGAGAGGGGCCUUACUUACCAGUUGAUCUUGAAGUCCAAAACAACCACUCCUAUGAAUCUGAGUUAUAUAGUUCUUCGUGGACCUGUGGGAGAUAUCAAAGUUAAGCCUACUAUUCACCAAUUUGAGUUUUCGGAACAGGAAAAUGAAUCGCCAUAUUUACCGCUACGUUUGCCGGACAGCAAUGAGUGCAAUCGUCUUCUCGCUGCUAAAGUUAUAAAUUUUAGGCUUAUAAUGUUCCUGGCCUCGAAGUAGAUUUCCUGCAUAAGGAAUUUCUCGCCAAAUCGAAAAUGUAUUCUUUACAUUUGCUAUAUUGACAAGAUCUCUUAAAAGUAAGUUUUGUUUGAUUUUACCAGAGUCUUCAGUUUUUCUAGGAUUCAAUUUAUUUUAUAUUUCACCAGAUUAUAUUUAUAUGAAUUAUUUUGUUUUAUACGAUAUUGUUGUUUGUCAUUAUAACACUGACUAAUUCAAACAAUAAUAAGAGAUUGGACAAAAGGCAAAUUGAAAUUUUCUUAUCCUUCUGAAAGCCCAAAUUUUAGUUUAUUCGACAGAUAUAAAAAACAUUUGCGAGUAUAACAUUUUUAUUGGAAUCAGAAAAACAGUGAUUUUUAUUGAAGUAUUUUAUUUGAUUACUUCAUUACUUUUGAGAUCCAAUGCCAUGAUUCACAGUGUUUUGUUGAACCAGUUGCAUAACAGUUAAAAUAAUAUAUCCAUUAUGUUUAUCUAUGGAGAAAUAUUGCAUGACAUUUUAAUUUCUGGUUAUUAAUAAUAUUCAAAUUUGUAGAUAUGUGAGGAUACUUUCUGAAUUUUAAUAAUUUCAAAUGUAAAUAUUUAAUGUUUUAUAUUCAUAUUAUUUAUAGGCUAAUAAUUAUUUAUAAUCUAAUGAUUUUUGUUUGUAGAGGGAUAUGGUAGAAAUAUAUAUUAUCAAAUAUACCUUAUUUCUUUA